Molecule: messenger RNA, 1706 nt
Organism: Manihot esculenta (cassava)
Lineage: Eukaryota; Viridiplantae; Streptophyta; Magnoliopsida; Malpighiales; Euphorbiaceae
Product: AP-4 complex subunit mu
Exons: 13
Coding region: 146-1504 (452 amino acids)
Biological process (GO): protein targeting; Golgi to lysosome transport
Cellular component (GO): trans-Golgi network; clathrin adaptor complex; cytoplasmic vesicle
Source: RefSeq, a predicted model, not a curated record
UGCAAUUAGCAAAACACAAGCGCAUAGAUUAAAAAAAUCGUCAGUCACUGUGUCAAGCACUCGAAGCCAACGGGGAAAAAACGCCCAAGCCUAGUUUACAGGGACGCAGAUUCAGAAAGCGAAGGAAAGAGGAAGCAGAGAAAUCAUGAUCUCUCAGUUCUUUGUGCUCUCGCAGCGGGGCGAUAGUAUUGUCUUUCGCGACUAUCGCGGUGAAGUGCCAAAAGGAAGUGCAGAAAUAUUUUUCCGUAAAGUUAAAUUUUGGAAGGAGGAUGGACAAGAAGAGGCGCCUCCUGUCUUUAAUGUGGAUGGGGUGAAUUACUUUCACGUAAAGGUUGUUGGAUUAUUUUUUGUUGCAACCUCAAGAGUUAAUGUGUCACCUUCUCUGGUCUUGGAACUCUUACAAAGGGUUGCACGCGUUAUCAAAGAUUACCUUGGGAUUCUCAACGAAGAUUCCUUGCGGAAAAACUUUGUGCUUGUGUAUGAAUUGCUUGACGAAGUGAUAGAUUUUGGUUAUGUACAAACAACAUCCACUGAGUUGUUGAAGUCCUAUGUUUUCAAUGAGCCAAUUGUCAUUGAUGCUGGCCGUUUGCAGCCUCUGAACCCUGCUACUAUUUUUACGCAAGGGACAAAAAGAAUGCCAGGCAUGGCUGUUACAAAAUCUGUGGUGGCUAAUGAGCCUGGAGGUAGGAAGAGGGAGGAAAUAUUUGUGGAUAUAAUUGAGAAAAUCAGUGUCACAUUCAGCUCUAGUGGUUAUAUAUUGACAUCUGAAAUUGAUGGCACCAUUCAAAUGAAGUGUUAUCUGACUGGAAAUCCUGAAAUUCGGUUAGCCCUUAAUGAAGACCUGAGCAUAGGAGGAGGCAGUGGAAGAUCAGUCUAUGAUUCUAGAAGUUCAUUUGGGUCAGGAGCAGUGAUGCUUGAUGAUUGUAAUUUCCAUGAAUCUGUACGUCUUGAUAAUUUUGAUCUGGAUAGAACAUUGACUUUGGUACCCCCAGAUGGUGAAUUUCCUGUCAUGAACUAUCGUUUGACCCAGGAAUUCAAGCCUCCUUUCCGCAUUAAUACUUUGAUUGAGGAAGCAGGAGCACUCAAGGCUGAGGUGAUUCUUAAAAUAUCAGCCGAGUUUCCCUCAAGCAUUACUGCAAACGCAGUUUCUGUACAGAUGCCAUUGCCAAAAUAUACUACCAGAGCUACUUUUGAGUUGGAACCUGGAGCAAUUGGGCAAACAACAGAUUUCAAGGAAGCAAAUAAAAGACUUGAAUGGGGACUAAAUAAGAUUGUUGGUGGAUCUGAACAUACAUUACGCGCAAAGCUGGCAUUUUCUCGGGAAUUGCAUGGGAAUAUCACAAAGGAGGCUGGGCCAGUUAGCAUGACAUUCACAAUACCAAUGUACAAUGCUUCUAGGCUUCAGGUGAAAUACUUACAAAUAGCAAAGAAGUCUAAUACCUAUAACCCUUAUCGAUGGGUGAGAUAUGUCACUCAGGCAAAUUCUUAUGUUGCUCGAUUAUGAAGACAGUAGCGAUCCAUUAGCCUUUUCAUUCAUCCUGAUUUUUUAUUGUUAUUAUUUUUCUUUAUUCAAUAUUCUAUUGAUCCUUGACAAUUACAAUAACUAUAUACCUGAAUUUGAGCUUUGUAUUAGCAGAGUAGCAGCUGUGUGUUUUGCCAGCCAUUCAGAAUCUUUUAAUGUUCAGUUCUAGAUAGUCAUUUGUUAA